Messenger RNA from Equus caballus (horse), 2803 nucleotides. Its product is annotated as multidrug and toxin extrusion protein 2. The record is from RefSeq and is a predicted model, not a curated record. Gene Ontology annotation, biological process: xenobiotic detoxification by transmembrane export across the plasma membrane. Lineage: Eukaryota; Metazoa; Chordata; Mammalia; Perissodactyla; Equidae. Gene Ontology annotation, cellular component: membrane. Gene Ontology annotation, molecular function: antiporter activity; xenobiotic transmembrane transporter activity.
CUUUAAAAAAGCACUGGCUCUUGGUGCCUUCUCUGGUAUAUCCAGGAGAUUUUAUAUGGUCGUGUCUCAAAAAAAUAAGGUUUUCAUGAAUGUUCCCUUCUCCUUGGAUUUAGAAAAUAGUUGGGGAAGUCUUUGGAGCUGUGAAAAUCCAAACGGCCAUUGCUGCUUCUUCCCGGGGUGGUCGGUGGACAACGCUUCAAUAGCGGCCUUGAAUUAAGAACUAACCACACUUGGCUUCAGCCUUCCCGGGGCUAGGUCCACGCUGUGAACCCAGCAAGCCUCAGUACAUGUAGUACGCGGAGUGCUGGAAUGGAUACAAAGAGCAAGGCAUGGCCUUCGCCCUGAAAACAGCUGAUAGACGAAAUCAGAAAAGUUAGCUGCCCUGAGUGAAAAAUACCCAGUGGCAGAUUUUAGCCGGGGCCACUCUCAGUGCCUCAUUCUUCUUGGGUCUACGUAAGUGGAAGGUCUUUUCCAGGGACUAAGAUGCAGGCUUGCACUUACGGUGGCCCUCACGGCUGGGCGCCAGCAAAGCCCCCUCUCCCAGCUCUUUGUUAGGAAGCCCGCACAUCCCCUCUUCAUUCCAUCCCCAUUGGACGCCCGAGCCUCCUAGGGCUUUCUCCCACUGCCUGCCCUUCCCCUCGCCAGGUAGGAACCCCGAGAUACGGAGGCUCACCCAACCAGCUGCAAAUUGCUGGCAAGGAGCUCAUUCGCGGGGAGCAAAUUCUUUAUCACAGCCAGAAAGCGAGGCAGAGGGAGAGAUGUCACCUGAAAUGCCAGCAGUGUGCUCUGGAGGGCCGCCCUCCCCCCUCACCCCUCAGCACAUCUUCCUUCUCCGACCUGUCGUCUCCCUUGUCGUCACCGAGCGCCGCGCCCACGGCUCCCCCACAAGGACCCCCUCUCCCCCGACACCGCGCCUUCCCCUGCCGCCAGGGUGGCCUGCCGCCCCCUCCCCGCCUCAUCCCCGGGGCUCCGCCGGCGACGACGGUUGGCCGGGGCGCCGGGGUGGCUGCAGGAUGGAGGUGGAGGUGGAGGUGGGGGUGGAGCCGCCCGCCCCCCGCCUCCUCCGCGCUCCCAUCGCGUGGGCGCGCCCGCCACCGAACCGCUCCCGCGCCGGCAUGGACCUCGCCGCGGCCGCCGACGCCGAGACCCCCGCGCGCCCGGGCGCCCCCCGCUGGCGCGGCUGUCUGCGGGGCCUGCGGGGCGCGCUGCCGCCCAACGUGCGGCGGGAGGCGGCCGAGCUGGCGGCGCUCGCGGGCCCCGUGUUCCUUGGACAGUUGAUGAUCUUUCUGAUUAGCAUCGUCAGUUCCAUAUUCUGUGGACAUCUGGGGAAGGUCGAGCUGGAUGGUGUCACGCUCGCUAUAUCGGUCGUGAAUGUUACUGGGAUUUCGGUUGGAACUGGCUUGGCCUCUGCUUGUGACACGCUGAUGUCUCAGUCCUUUGGAGGCAAGAACCAAAAACGCGUGGGGAUCAUACUUCAAAGAGGAAUCCUCAUCUUGAUGCUGUGUUGCUUUCCCUGCUGGGCCAUCUUCAUCAAUACCGAGCAUAUCCUCCUGCUCUUAAAACAGGACCCCGAAGUCUCCAGGAUAGCCCAGAUGUAUGUGAUGGCUUUUAUUCCUGCCCUUCCUGCGGUAUUCCUGUUCCAGCUGCAGACACGAUAUUUACAAAGUCAGGGCAUCAUCAUGCCUCAAGUUAUUACUGGGAUUGCAGCAAAUAUCAUCAACGUGGGCAUGCAUGCCCUCCUGCUCUAUGCCCUGGACCUUGGAGUACUAGGAUCUGCCUGGGCAAACACCACGUCCCAGUUCUUCCUGUCUGGUCUUCUUUUCCUGUACAUAUGGUGGAAAAAAAUCCACAUCGACACUUGGGGAGGUUGGACUGGGGACUGUUUCCAGGAGUGGGACUCCUACAUCCGGCUGGCUGUUCCCAGUAUGUUCAUGUUGUGCAUCGAGUGGUGGACCUUUGAGAUCGGAACCUUCCUUGCAGGACUGAUUAAUGUGACAGAACUUGGAGCCCAGGCCAUCAUUUAUGAACUGAUCUCUGCAGCCUACCUGGUGCCCCUUGGCUUUGGUGUGGCAGCCAGUGUUCGCGUGGGCAAUGCUCUGGGGGCCGGGCAUGCUGAGCAGGCUCGGCACGCCUGCAUCACCGUUCUCCUGUGUGCAAGUGUUGGUGCACUUGUAGUGGGUGUUUCACUUGCAGCUUUGAAGGAUGUGGUUGCCUAUGUAUUUACCAGUGACAAAGAUAUUGUUUCCCUUGUGAGCCAAGUGAUGCCUGUUUUUGCUCCCUUUCAUCUAUUUGAUGCACUUGCAGGCACCUGUGGUGGAAUCCUGAGAGGUACAGGAAAACAAAAGAUUGGCGCUAUCUUGAAUGUCGUUGGUUAUUAUGUGUUUGGUUUUCCCAUUGGAGUAUCUCUGAUCUUUGCCGCUAAACUUGGGAUAAUAGGUCUCUGGUCUGGAUUGAUAGUCUGUGUCUUCUUUCAAGCCGUUUUCUACAUGGUGUACAUCUUCAGGAUAGACUGGAAUCGAGUGGCAGAGCAGGCACAGGUUCGAGCUGGGCUGAAAGGAAUUAGAGAGACGGCGCGUCCCCCGACAGUAACAUCCCUUUACACAACCCAGUACGGAAGUAAAUAUCCUGCUGUUCUCUGGACACAGAUCUACCGAGCCUGAGUAAAGAAGUAACCGACGGAGUGAUUUUACCUGAUGUCAUCAGACCGGAGAGCCAGACCACCCAACUGAUGAUAAUUGAAGAAAACAACCAGAAUGCAAUGCCCACCAUUGGAGAUGUUUUGACAAGGAGCCAGUUGAUUUUC